UUCUGUCAGUCAUCUCUUUUCUGUUCACUCAUUUACUUUUCAGAGAAGGCAGUCAGAUGUUUUUCUCCUCAUUAAUGGGUUUGAAUCAUCCGGUGGAGACCAACUGAGAGACAAGAAACUGAUUCAUCAUUAAGCACUUGUCCUUCAGUUCAGAGUGAAACGUAACUCAACCGUAGAGCAUUGAGAAGCCGGUGUUUCUGAGACUACAAGAAGGUCCACUAUACAGUAAGUUCCAUCACAACUCAUCCAGCUUGGGCCGUUCAAUAUCUAAAGGUAAGAGACAAAAUAUCUGCAAUACUAACCCCCCUGAUUCAACAUGGUUUUGUUCCAGCCCAACACUAACCCCAGCUUGGGCCGUUCAAUAUCUAAAGGUAAGAGACAAAAUAUCUGCAAUACUAACCCCCCUGAUUCAACAUGGUUUUGUUCCAGCCCAACACUAACCCCAGCUUGGGCCGUUCAAUAUCUAAAGAAUGAGAAAAAGGACCAGGAAGAAGUCAUAAUGGUUCUAUGGUGUCUCUAUGUCAUCCUGCUCCUCCCCCUACUAACCUGCUCCAGCCAACCACAGUCCUGUCUGCAGUGUGUCAAUGACUUCAUCAGUAACAUCACGUGUGUGUUGAACAACACAUGCAUACCCCCAGACAUACCGUGCACUCUGCAUGGUGAAUACCCCGGGUUUAAAAGGCAAUGUGAGAUGAAGUCCUUGGCCGGUUUCAACACAACCUUGAGAGGCGGCAGUCUGGUCUUUGAGGGCAAUCCAUUCUUUUGGGAAGAGGAUAAAAUAUCCAUUGUUGUACGGUGUGGACAAGCAGAAGAUUAUGUGAUACAGAUUGAAUACCUGUAUCAACCAUUUAACCACAUUAAAAUGCAUCCCCCUGGCAAGCCGACUGUCAUCAAUGCCUCAAUCGCCUGGACACCAGGAGCUCCCAUUUCAGAAAUGAUAUUCAAAUAUGACUUCCAACUACAGUGGAAACAGGAGCUACAUCACUGGGAGGAUGCUGUGGAGGUGAACAUAUCAAACAAACAGAUGUAUUUUGACCUGGACCCUGAGAUGCUGGAAGGAGGAAGGAGGUACCAGGUCAGAGUCCGGGUUCGAGCCGACCCAGACGAUUACCCAGCCUGUCAGUGGAGCGACUGGAGCCCCAGUGCAUCAUGGGUCUCCACUCUGGGCCAGAUGAAGCCAGCAGGUAGUCCUGAUGUUCUAGACCAGGACUUUGUGGUGGUCACCUUGGUGGGAGCUGUUGUUGUACUGGUCCUGCUGGUCUCCAUGUUGCUCUGCAAAGGAAAGGUCAAGAAGAUUCUGAAUCCUCCUAUACCAGAUCCCUCCAGGUACUUUGAGGGCCUCAACCUCAAGCACGAUGGAAACUUCAAGGCUUGGCUGGGUCCUUUGUUUGCCCUUGAAUCCAACAACUCUGCCUCGCACUGUGAAGACAUCUCCCAGGUAGAGAUCACCGACAGCCUGGACAACGUCACCCCCUUGAGGACGACACCACCACAAGAGAAGAGAUGGGACAACAGUGGCCACUCCUUCUGCUCCGGCUUCUCCAACUCCAGCUACUUCUUAUCUCAAUGCUCCCAGCCUGGAUCCACCUCCAUCAAGCUGGAACCCUGCUCUGUACACUCCCCUUACGGACCAGUAGGGGGCACUACUGAAAUGAUAGAUGAGUGGAAGGAGGAGAACAGAGGAGAAAGGAAGGAUAGUAAUAGAGGUGUAGGGGGGAAGGCAGAAGAUAUCAGGGGUGGAGGGAAAGAUGGAGAGAUGUUGGGUGGAGGGAAGGAUGGAGAGAUGGGGGGUGGAGGGAAGGAGGGAGAGAUAGGGGGUGGAGGGAAGGAUAGAGAGAUGUUGGGUGGAGGGAAGGAUGGAGAGAUGGGGGGUGGAGGUGUACUUGAAGGCAUCAGUGCAGGUGAAGAUAUCCUCGAGGUUUCUUCUUACGGGCGUGUUGAGAAGCUCCAGGCCGAGCGUCGGGCCCUCAUGAGCCCAGAUUCAGGCAUCGGCAGUGGGGCAGAGGAUCAGGAAAGUCAGGAGAGCGUGGAGGAUGCGGUCGGGCCUAUUGCAUCCACCCCCCAUUUUGUCUCUCAGGACUUCCAUCUUGUUUCGCUUCUUCCUCUUAUCAAUAACAAUAACUUUACAUUCUGCUCCACCCCCUUACCCAUUUCCCUGUCCGCUUUCCCCCAGCUUCCCUUCACCCUACCUGGGUUGGAUAGUGUAGGGGGAAAGGGUACGGAGAUGGGGGUUGGAGGAGGUUCUCUCACAAUGUCUUCCUCCUAUGAACGUGUGGAUAAUCUGCAGCUCCAGGCCCAACUCUUGGCCCCUCAGAGCCCAGAUUCAGGCAUUGGCAGUGGGGGAGAGGAUCAGGAAAGCCAGGAGAGCGUGGAGGAUGAGGUCAGGCCAACUGUGACCCCAUGUAACCAUAUCCCUCUUAUUACCACUAACAAUAUAUUUCCCUUCUGUUCCACUCCCUUACCUAUUCCACUGACCAGUUUACACUUCCCCUUCUCUGGGUUGGGGUUGGCUCCAUCCCUGGGUAUGAGAACCAGUCAUCCAGGCAGGCUGAUCGAGGAGAUGUCUCUCCUGUCUUCUUCAAUGGCAAUAGAGCCCUCUAGUGGCGGCUACAUGCCAGUGAAAGAAGCUCAGAGCUGAGCUUUGAAAACAUUUCACCAAGGUCUAGGUUUGGAAAAGUCUUGUAAUUUUCCCAAAAUUCCCUGGUUAUCCAGAAAUCCUGGUUGGAGGAAGCCAAGAUGGUAAUCUCCCAACCAGGAUUGAGAAAGUUACUAGAAUAGGGGGGUCAAAAUUUUUAGAACACCUACUCAUUCAAGGGUUUUUCUUUAUUUUGACUAUUUUCUACAUUGUAGAAUAAUACUGAAUACAUCAAAACUAUGAAUAACACAUAUGGAAUCAUGUAGUAACCAAAAAAGUGUUAAACUAAUCAAAAUAUAUUUUAUAUUUGAGAUUCUUCAAAUAGCCCCCCUUUGCCUUGAUGACAGCUUUGCACACUCUUGGCAUUCUCUCAACCAACUUCACCUGGAAUGCUUUUCCAACAGUCUUGAAGGAGUUCUCACAUAUACUGAGCACUUGUUGGCUGCUUUUCUUUCCCUCUGCGGUCCGACUCAUCCCAAAGCAUCUCAAGUUGGUUGAUGUUGGGGGAUUGCGGAAGCCAGGUCAUCUGAUGCAGCACUCCAUCACUCUCCUUCUUGUUCAAAAAGCCCUUACACACCCUGGAGGUGUGUUGGGUUAUUUUCCUGUUGAGAAACAAAUGAUAGUCCCACUAAACCCAAACUAGAUGGGAUGGCGUAUCACUGCAGAAUGCUGUGGUAAACAUGCUGGUUAAGUGUACCUUGAAUUCUAAAGUAAUCACGGACAGUGUCACCAGCAAAGCACCAUCACACCAUAACACCUCCUCUUCCAUGCUUUACGGUGGGAAAUACACAUGCAGAGAUCAUCCGUUCACCCACACCACAUCUCACAAAGACACGGCGGUUGGAACCAAACAUUUUCAUUUUUGGACUCCAGACAAAUUUCCACCAUUGCUUGUGUUUCUUGGCCCAAGCAAGUAUCUUCUUAUUAUUGGUGUCCUUUAGUAGUGGUUUCUUUGAAGCAAUUCAACCAUGAAGACCUGAUUCACUCAGUCUCCUCUGAAUAGUUGAUGUUGAGAUGUGUCUGUUACUUGAACUCUGUGAAGCAUUUAUUGGGCCUGCAAUUUCUGAGGCUGGAAACUCUAAUGAACUUAUCCUCUGCAGCAGAGGGAACUCUGGGUCUUCCAUUCCUUUGGCUGUCCUCAUGAGAGCCAGUUUCAUCAUAGAGCUUGAUGGUUUUUGCAACUGCACUUAAAGAAACUUUGAAAGUUCUUGAAAUGUUCCAUAUUGACUGACCUUCAUAUCUUAAAGUAAUGAUGGACUGUCAUUUCUCUUUGCUUAUUUGAGCUGUUCUUGCCAUAAUAUGGACUUAGUCUUUUACCAAGUAGUUCUAUUUUCUGUAUACCAUCACUACCUUGUUACAACACAACUGAUUGGCUCAAGCACACUAAGAAGGAAAGAAAUUCCACAAAUGAACUUUUAACAAGGCACACCUCUUAAUUGAAAUGCAUUCCAAGUAACUGCCUCAUGAAGCUGGUUGAGAGAAUGCCAAGAUUGUGCAAAGCUGUCAUCAAGGCAAAGGGUGGCUAGUUUGAAGAAUCUCAAUUAUAAAAUAUAUUUUGAUUAGUUUAACACUUUUUUGGUUACUACAUGAUUCCAUAUGUGUUAUUUUAUAGUUUUGAUUUCUUCACUAUUCUACAAUAUAGAACAUAGUAAAAAUAAAGAAAAACCCUUGAAGGUGUUCUAAAACUUUGACGGUAGUAUAUUUAACCCCUUUUUUUUUGGUAGGCACAAAAUUACCUCCAUACUUCCAUAAGACAUUUUAAACUGAUACCGGUUACCUUCAGGUGACUCCCGUGACACUAGUGUGGGUCAUAGAGAAAAACACAUACUGCUUUCUUGAGAAUCUCCCCUUUCCACAGUGGGAUCCAACGUGUUCGUGAGAGUCUCAUCUUUCCAUAUUUUAUAGGCUAAACCGUUCAGACGUUUUCGUGAGAAGAUCGCUUUUCGUGGAUGUCUCAUGGUCUGACAAACACCGCUCUAGCUCUGUCACCUUUCACCGCAGAUGCGGAAGGGCGAUAUCGGCGGAUUCAGAUAUAAACAGAUAUCUCUAGCUUAAACCGACAGGUUUUAAUGGGUAUUUUUUUAUUAUGUUACUUAGAUUGAUGCAGCGGUACCUCCAUCGACUCUAGGGAGUUAAAGGGGCAAUCUGGGAUUUGGUAUAUCCAUUUGUUGCUGUUUGAAUCACAGAUUGCCAUAUUAUUGUGGUGUGUGAGGUAUGGGUAUGUUUUACAUAGAUCCAUACAUUCAUAGAUAUGUAUAUAGAUAUGCAUGUAUAGCUGUGGUUCGAUAGGAUGGUAACAGGUGAGUGAAUAGAGACAGACAUUUAGUGUUCAUUGCUUUGUGUUACACAGAGUCAUAAAUAGUGUUUUGUCUUGUAGACUACUUUGUUAGUUUACAAACUUCUUACAGCUGAAAUCCCGUUAACGGGAUAGAUAUGACAACAGCCAGUGAAAGUGCAGGGCGCCAACUUCAAACAACAGAAAUCUCAUCAUUAAAAUUCCUCAAACAUACAAGUAUUAUACACCAUUUUAAAGAUAAACUUCUUGUUAAUUCCACCACAGUGUCCAAUUUCAAAAAAGCUUUACGACGAAAGCAUACCAUGUGAUUAUGUUAGGUCAGCACCUAGUCACAGAAAAACAGCCAUUAUUCCAGCCAAAGAGAGGAGUCACAAAAAGCAGAAAUAGAGAUAAAAUUCAUCACUAACCUUUGAUGAUCUUCAUCAGAUGACACUUAUAGGACUUCCUGUUACACAAUACAUUUAUGUUUUUUUCGAUAAAGUUCAUAUUUAUAUCCAAAAAUCUCAGUUUACAUUGGCGCAUUAUGGUCAGUAAUGUUUUGCUUCCAAAACAUCCAGUGAUUUUGCAGAGAGCCACAUCAAUUUACAGAAAUACUCAUAAUAAACAUUGAUAAAAGAAACAAGUGUUAUGCAUGGUAUUAUAGAUAUACUUCUCCUUAAUGCAACCGCUGUGUCAGAUUUCAAAAAACCUUUACGGAAAAAGCACACCAUGCAAUAAUCUGAGUACAGCGCUCAGGCAACCAAAACAAGCCAUACAGAUACCCGCCGUGUUGUGGAGUCAACAGAAGUCAGAAAUAGCAUUAUAAAUAUUCACUUACCUUUGAUGAUCUUCAUCAGAAUGCACUCCCAGGAAUCCCAGUUCCACAAUAAAUGUUUGUUUUGUUCGAUAAAGUCCGUCAUUUAUGUCCAAAUACCUCCUUUUUGUUUGUGCGUUUAGUUCACAAAUCCAAAUUCAUGAGGCGCACUAGGUCCAGACAAAAAUUCUAAAAGUCCCGUUACAGUUCGUAGAAACAUGUCAAACGAUGUAUAGAAUCAAUCUUUAGGAUGUUUUUAACAUACAUAUUCAAUAAUGUUCCAACCGGACAAUUCCUUUGUCUUUAGAAAUGCUUUGGAACACAGGUCGCUCUCACGGCCACACGCGUGACCAGCUCAUGGCCUUCUGCCAAACACCUGAUUGAAACAGCUCUCAUUCGCUCCCCCUUCACAGUAGAAGCCUGAAACAAGGUUCUAAAGACUGUUGACAUCUAGUGGAAGCCUUAGGAAGUGCAAUCGGACCAACUUUACACUGCAUCUUGGAUAGGCAAAGAGUUGAAAAACUACAAACCUCAGAUUUCCCACUUCCUGGUGGGAUUUUUUCUCAGGUUUUUGCCUGCCAUAUGAGUUAUGUUAUACUCACAGACAUCAUUCAAACAGUUUUAGAAACUUCAGUGUGUUUUCUACCCAAAUCUACUAAUAAUAUGCAUACCUUAGCCUCUGCGCCUGAGUAGCAGGCAGUUUACUCUUGGCACCUUAUUCAUCCAAGCUACUCAAUACUGCCCCCCCAGCCAUAAGAAGUUAAAAAGACAAAGAAGAAAUAGCCGUUGAGUUUACCACUCAUAUCAUAUAGUUGCCAUUAUAAAUGCUGAUUGGCUGAAAGACGUGCUAUAUCAGACCGUAUACAUCUCAUGUCAUAUGGUUUCUGUUGAUCUGCUCAGGGAUACGUUUUUAUACCACUUCUAAACACGUUUCUACCUCUCAUGUCAGUACUACAUCUAUUUAUGAUAUCAAUAUGAUACUAUGAUUGUGCUCCCAGUAAAUACUGAUCUGAUACUGAUAAAUCUCUCAGUAGAAAUGAAGAAUGUAUUAUUAUGUUGUGUAUAACAUGGCCAUCUUGAAUGUAAUGUCUCUGAAAAAUCAUGAGGAAAGUGGCUGAUGUUCCAGACUGUUUUUUUGUUCAUUUAAGAUUACAUUUAUUUAACCAGACAAUUCAAUAACACAUUUAAAUAAUAAUGUUGAUAAUAUGUGUUUUAAACAAAUGUAGUGCUGGUUUAUUGCACAGAACAACUUUGCAGUUCAAAUUAUUUUUUGGUUUUGUAAAUGAUCAUUACUCUAAGUUAGAACUGAAAAAGUGUAUAAGGCAGCUGAAUUGUAUUACAAUCUUAUUGACAGCAAUUGAUAAAGAUAUGUAUUGUCUACCAUAGACUGUUUGACUGUGUUUUUGAUAGGGUAGGCCGUCAUUGUAAAUAAGAAUUUGUUCUUUAACUGACUUGCCUAGUUAAAUAAAGGUUAAAAUAAAUAAAAUAAACUGA
Molecule: messenger RNA, 7218 nt
Organism: Oncorhynchus nerka (sockeye salmon)
Lineage: Eukaryota; Metazoa; Chordata; Actinopteri; Salmoniformes; Salmonidae
Product: interleukin-2 receptor subunit beta-like
Exons: 11
Coding region: 317-2638 (773 amino acids)
Biological process (GO): cytokine-mediated signaling pathway
Cellular component (GO): membrane; external side of plasma membrane
Molecular function (GO): cytokine receptor activity; protein binding
Source: RefSeq, a predicted model, not a curated record